Molecule: messenger RNA, 762 nt
Organism: Alternaria atra
Lineage: Eukaryota; Fungi; Ascomycota; Dothideomycetes; Pleosporales; Pleosporaceae
Exons: 3
Coding region: 1-762 (253 amino acids)
Molecular function (GO): phosphatidylcholine lysophospholipase A1 activity
Source: RefSeq, a predicted model, not a curated record
AUGCCAUCCAUGGGAGGCCCGCGACACAAGGCGGCCUUGAAGGGUCUAGUGAUCCUACUCACCUUCGGCCUUCCUCACAGACGACACGGCGCGAAUCUCAACCUGCCACUACGCAUACUCCCGCUUGGCGACGCGAUAACAUGGGGCUGGCAGCCGAGACAAGAGAAUGGAACGGACGGAUACCGCGCGCGACUGUUGCGCGAGCUUGUACGUGCGCGCUAUCAUUCAGUUGACUUUGUUGGCACGCAGCGCUCUGGGUUCAUGGACAACAAUGAAAACGAGGGUCAUCCGGGGUCCACAAUAAGCCAGCUACAAGGUGCGAUGAGAGCUGGGCUACAAUUACGGCCAAAUUUAGUGCUUCUACACGUUGGCACGAAUGAUUUAGCUCGUCCCGAGAGCACACAAGAGAGAUGGCUAGAUGCGCCGAAGCGGUUGGCAAGGCUACUGGACGACGUACUCGAUGCAUGCCCGGACGCUGUCGUGCUCGUCGCAAAGAUCAUACAAGCGGAAAAGACGCAAACCAUGGAAAACAUAAAAAUAUUUAAUGAUGCGGUGCCCACAGUUGUGAAGAAGAAGCUUGAACAAGGCUUCAAGCUCGCGGUCGUCGAUCAUAGCGUCGUAGGACCUAAUGAAUUGGUUGAUGGGCUGCAUCCGUCGUAUGCUGGGUACUUUCAUAUGGGAGAUAUUUGGCUUGAUGCUAUCAAGACCGUCAGUGCCCAAGGGCUAAUGACACCGCCCGUCGCAGUGCAGCAUCAGACAUGA